Eurypyga helias (sunbittern) is the source of this 303-nucleotide messenger RNA. Its product is annotated as claw keratin-like. Gene Ontology annotation, cellular component: intermediate filament. The record is from RefSeq and is a predicted model, not a curated record. Gene Ontology annotation, molecular function: structural constituent of cytoskeleton. NCBI's taxonomy places the organism in Eukaryota, Metazoa, Chordata, Aves, Eurypygiformes, Eurypygidae. The annotation marks the transcript as partial. The transcript has a single exon.
AUGUCCUGCUCCAGCCUGUGCGUCCCUUCCUGUGGGGUGGCCACCCCGGCCCCACUGGCUGACACUACCAACGAGCCCUGCGUGCGGCAGUGCCCCGACUCUACGACGCUGAUCCAGCCACCAGCCUCGGUGGUCACCUUCCCCGGGCCCAUCCUCACCUCCUUCCCACAGAACAGCGUUGUUGGCUCAGCAGGAGCCCCCGGAGUUGGAGGGGGCUUUGGUGGCACCUUUGCAGGCCGUGGUGGUUAUGGGCCUUAUGGGGGCUAUGGGAGCUCUUGGCUGUAUGGAGGCCUUGGGGGUUAU